Molecule: messenger RNA, 1501 nt
Organism: Neurospora hispaniola
Lineage: Eukaryota; Fungi; Ascomycota; Sordariomycetes; Sordariales; Sordariaceae
Exons: 1
Coding region: 140-1426 (428 amino acids)
Biological process (GO): phosphatidylinositol phosphate biosynthetic process; sulfate assimilation
Molecular function (GO): 3'(2'),5'-bisphosphate nucleotidase activity
Source: RefSeq, a predicted model, not a curated record
UCGCCGCUACAGAAUCAGUGCGGGGAACAUUUGACAGCCAGAAUCCCAAGUUCAACCACUCAACAACAACUUGGACUGAAUACGUAUUCCGGUUACGGAUUGAAAAUUCCCCGAGGUUUAUCGAUCCUCUCGCGGCUGUAUGACUGUGGAUAAGAUUAAACAACCGAAAAAGGCUUUGUCCCAUAUUUUCUACUCCAAAAUUCUCUUCGCUUUCUCCCUCAUCGUCCUCAUCCUGGCUAUCUUCAGUUCCCGCAUCUCCUUUCCCCGGCUUUCCCUCAUUGCAAGUCAUUUGACCGGCAGUGCCAACACAAUCACAGCAACCAGCCGCUCAGCCAUUACAAAUACAUCUACACAGAAGAUGGCCUCUUCCCAGUACGCAAAGGAGCUCGAGGUAGCUCAGCUCGCCGUCCAGCGGGCCGCCCGCCUCACCAAGCGCGUCUUCCAUGAGAAGGCCAAGGGCACCGUUUCCAAGGACGACAAGUCCCCUGUGACCAUUGGCGACUUUGGCGCUCAGGCGCUCAUCAUCAGCGCCCUCAAGGCCAACUUCCCUUCGGACGAGAUUGUGGCUGAGGAGGAGGCCGCUCAGCUGCGCGAGGACACCCCUCUGCGGGACCAGAUCUGGGAGCUCGUCAAGUCCACCAAGCUUGACGAUGAGGCUGCCGAGCAACUCCUUGGCGGCGCCAUCAAGGAUGCCGACGCGAUGCUGGAGAUCAUUGACCAGGGCAACAGCAAGGGCGGCGCCAAGGGCAGGAUAUGGACUAUUGACCCCAUUGACGGCACCAAGGGCUUCCUGCGCGGUGGACAGUACGCCGUGUGCUUGGGACUGAUGGUGGACGGUGAUGUCAAGGUCGGCGUUCUCGGCUGCCCGAACCUGCCUGUGGACGACGCUGCGCCGUUGACUGCGGAUAUCGGCACCAACGCGACCGAUGAGGGCCGGGGUGUCAUCUUCUCGGCCGUUCAGGGCCAGGGCGCGACUAGCAGGCCCCUGGGCACCGCCGGUCUUGCGAAGGGCAAGUCGAUUGCGAUGAAGCCUAUUACAGAGAUGUCCAACGCGAGCUUCUGCGAGAGCGUGGAGGCGGGUCACUCGGAUCAGGGCGUGGCUGGACAGAUUGCGCAGAAGCUCGGGAUCACCAAGCCUAGUGUGCGCAUGGAUUCCCAGGCCAAGUACGGCUCUAUUGCUCGUGGCGCGGGUGAUAUCUACCUCCGUCUGCCUACUUCCAAGUCUUACCAGGAGAAGAUCUGGGAUCACGCUGCUGGAGAUCUGAUUGUGCGUGAGGCUGGUGGUCAGGUUACCGACGUGAGUGGAAACCGCCUGGAUUUCAGCGUCGGCCGCACGUUGGCUGAAAACAAGGGUGUCAUUGCGGCGCCUGCUGCGGUCCACGACCAGGUCAUCAAGGUCGUUCAGGAAGUUCUCGGGCAGCAGUAAAGCCUCGUGUCAUAGUGUACAGGUUAUGGCAGGUAUCGGGCCGUUAUGAGGCCAUGUGUGUGCCAAAAAAAACAA